Hippocampus zosterae (dwarf seahorse) is the source of this 2498-nucleotide messenger RNA. It is a transcript of the gene cmpk2, whose product is annotated as cytidine monophosphate (UMP-CMP) kinase 2, mitochondrial. Gene Ontology annotation, biological process: dTDP biosynthetic process; dTTP biosynthetic process; dUDP biosynthetic process. The record is from RefSeq and is a predicted model, not a curated record. Gene Ontology annotation, molecular function: dTMP kinase activity. Lineage: Eukaryota; Metazoa; Chordata; Actinopteri; Syngnathiformes; Syngnathidae. The transcript has 5 exons. Gene Ontology annotation, cellular component: cytoplasm; mitochondrion. Bases 1 to 1260 code for a protein of 419 amino acids.
AUGUCGAGGCGGACCAUGGCACUUCUCUCUCAAUGGACCUCGCGUGUUUUCUCCGUGGAUAUGGACGGGGAGACGGUUUACUUCAAAAUCCAUGACACCCAAACUGGAAAAGGAGGAAAAGAAGUGCAGCGAAUGUUUGGUAACAUUCAAAAGGAUGCCAGCUGUUAUUCUCUGCUUGUUUCCAGCGGGGACAAAAUCCACACAGCUAGGUUUCACUGGAAACUCAAAGACAAACUGUUAGCAGCUCUUCCGCCACAAUAUCGUUUUUCGUCGAUGUGCUCGUUUCUGCCUGGCGUCCGAGACUCCCUCGUACAUGGCUAUUUUUUGCAAGCUCCUUCAUCUGAGAGUUCCGCUACUACCGAGCGACUUUUACGACAGUGGUUACGGCUUGACGACCCCUUACUGGUGUGCUCAUACUUGCAUGAGGAGAACACUUCACGCUGGAUUCAGCAUCUGUGGAACAACGAACAGAAUCACGACAUAGUACCGUCAGAAGCGCCGGAGUCCCACCCGGCCACACUCAACCUGAUCAACUCUGAUGUUUUCUACAGUUUCCAAGCGGCCCGUGAUAUUUUUAAGAAGUGUGCUGACAUCAUUCCGGAGGCUGCAUCUGUACUGGAACUGCUGCCUUGUGAUGGUGACGUGGAGGCCAGAAGCAAACCAGACUUCCCCAUUAUUGUCUUGGAAGGCCUGGAUGCCACAGGUAAAACCACAUUGACCGAGUCUCUCAGGGAUGCGCUGGGGGCCACCCUCCUGCGUUCCCCUCCACCGUGUCUCUCCCCCUGGAGGGCCCGCUUUGAUCAGGAACCUCCCAUCCUACGAAGGGCCUUCUACGCAUUGGGCAACUACAUCACAGCACAACAAAUUUACAGCCAAACCUCCAAGACACCUGUCAUCAUUGACAGGUUCUGGCACAGCACAGCGGCUUACGCCAUCGCCACAGCAGUAAACGGACCAGUGUGUGACCUUCCGGCAGAGGGCUCCGAGCUGUACCGCUGGCCCAGUGACCUUCUCCAACCUUGUGUCGUUUUCCUCCUUACGCUGGACCCUGAGGAGAGGAAGAGGAGGCUGAAGGACAGAGGUCAAGGGGAGACCAAAGAGGAGCAUGAACUAGAUCUCAACCAAGUUUUUCGACUCAGAGUGGAGGAGGCUUACAAGAGGAUCAGUGGUCCAACUUGCAUCAGCGUGGACGCGAGCUGCUCUGCCGAGCAAGUUCUCCAACAAGUGCUGCUUUUAAUUAAGGCCAAACGCUACUUGUAAAACAGCUCUCUCGUGUUUGGCGUCUGAGCAUCAAGUGCAUGCGCUACCACAUGUGGCCACUGGGUGCCAGACAAGGGAUGUGAAUGACAGAUUGCUCAAAAAAAAAAAAAAAAAGUCCAGUGAGAUGCUACAGACAAGGAGCCAGAGAACUCAUGUUGCCUCAAUCAGAAAUACAUAUUCAUCCGGACACACACAUACAAGCAAUCCCUAAGCCGGAGAGUGGAUUUAACUCUUGUUGUGAGCUCGCAGAAAUCACAUCAGGUAUCCUUCAGGCCCUGUGGAGCAUCACAUUGCUUGCAGACUCUUGCACUCAUGAUGGCACACAGGAAAAGGACAGAACUAUACACUUAAAUUUAAACUUUAAAAGCAAGUAAAAUCUAAAGCAAAACUGGAAAGCAUCUUUGCAAUAUAAAUUCAAGAAUUAGACAUUUAUAAUAAUAAUAAUACAUUUUAUUUAUCCCCCUGACUACCAGCAGUUCAAAUUUGUCGUCUGUAGAGGACAUUUGUGAACCUAAAUAUCUCCCACCCAGUGCAUCCAAUCAACCAAUUAACUCCUUUUGUUACUCCAAAGAGGACAUUCAGUGCUUUCCAAUGAUACCUUUACGUUCAAUUUCAAAUAUAACUGUCAUGUGAAUUCAAGAUGAGAGCAAAUGACCAGUGUUGAGCAAACUCCUUAGAACAUGCACUAAGCCAAGCCACAAGUUAUUCUACGUUAAAUGAAGCUCCACAAUGCUGUAGCUACCCAUCAGUGACGCAAGCAAAGCUGCAAUAAAAUGUGUUACUUAACUGCAUUGAUCGAACCAACUUAAGAAUCAAAAUAACCCAAAUUUUUCUUAAUAACGUCACCCAAUGUAUUACUGAUCAAUUUAAUUUGUCUUCUCAAUUUUCUUAUCUCUGAAUUCCCGUCAUGCACGCACAGUUUUGUUCUAUUGCAAAAAAAUAAUAAUAAUCAUGCUUUCAGCGAGUUCUAUGUCAGCUGUUAAUGAUUACCGACAGAGUUGACGUCUUGAAGUUCACAGGAGCUUUCUUUUGGGGUUGCACGGUAAACGCCGGAAUCUAACUGUGAAGACUCGAUUAGUAUGUUUUUUUUUAAGUUAUGGAGAUUCGGCACUUCACCGUCCGCUCCUCAGCUAUCAUUGUUGCAUGCUUUCCAUCACCAACUGCUUCUGAUCGGGGUUCAUCUGGUUUCUUUUAUAGAAUUUAAUUAAAGUACAAACCCUGGUGGAAGUUUCCCAAAA